Capsella rubella is the source of this 1813-nucleotide messenger RNA. Its product is annotated as putative F-box/LRR-repeat protein At5g41840. The coding region runs from base 1 to 1602 and encodes 533 amino acids. Gene Ontology annotation, molecular function: protein binding. The transcript is spliced from 3 exons. The record is from RefSeq and is a predicted model, not a curated record. Lineage: Eukaryota; Viridiplantae; Streptophyta; Magnoliopsida; Brassicales; Brassicaceae.
AUGGGUUCGAGAAAGAAGGGUUUCGAUGAUUAUGGAGAUAGAAUUAGCGGUUUACCAGACGCAAUGCUUUGUCACAUCUUAUCAUUCCUUCCUACAAAAGAAGCUGCUUCAACUACUGUUCUUGCCAAAAGAUGGAAGCCUUUGCUUGCCUUUGUACCAAAUCUUGACUUUGAUGACUCUUUCUGUUUCAAUCCUCCAAGGACUUACGAAGAAACGAGAUACAGUUCUGUAAGUUUCAUAGGGUUUGUGGAUAGUGUAUUGGCUUUGCAAGCGAAAACCAAAGCUCCCUUGAAGAGAUUCCAUGUUAAGUGUGAGAAUGUUGUGGAUCAAUACUCGGUGCUUGAUUGGAUACCCAAAGUAUUGAAACGUGGUGUGUUAGAUAUUUAUCUAGACAUCCCUUCGUCUAGCGGUUUUUGUGAAAACUCGAGCUUCUAUCCUCUGCCUUCUAAGAUGUUUGAGAGCAAGACAUUGGUUAGGCUGAAGAUACAGUUUGAAGAUGGUGUCUACAUUCAUGUGAAACGUGGUGUUUCUCUUCCCAAGCUUAAGACUCUCCAUCUUGAUUAUUUCAAGAUAGAAACGAGUACGUUUAACAAGCUUCUUUCUGCCUGUCACGUGCUUGAAGAAUUAGUGCUGGUUAAUUUGAUGUGGGAUGAGGAUUCAGAACCUGAACCUUGUCCUGUGACUGUGUCUAUCCCAACCCUCAAGAGACUAAAGUUUUGCCGUUAUGAAGAUUGCUAUGAGGCUAAUUUUCAUGAGUAUGAAGAUUAUGAUGAGGAUAAAGAGGGAGUGUCAUUGUCGUUUGAUACUCCGAAUUUGGUCUACCUAGAAUAUUCUGAUGCUAUUGUGGACAGGUAUAAACAGGUGAGUUUUGACUCGCUUGUCGAAGCUAAUCUCAGACUUCGAAAAGCACCUAAUCAGACUGAAACAGACAAGACUAAUGUAACAAAGCUUCUCACGGGAAUACGCAAUGUUAGAAUUCUCUACUUGACUGAUGACUCUCUUAAGGUACUUUCUUGCUGCCGAGAAAGACUACCUGUGUUCAACAACCUAAUUGAGUUAACUAUUAAGACUACACCAUAUGUAGGAUGGAAAUUAUUGCCACCUCUACUCAAGAGUUGUCCAAGUCUAGAAACCCUUGUCUUUGAAGGACUGCAUCACAAAGAUUCCAAUAGAUGUGGGGACAAGGACGGAUGCUUGUGCCAAUAUGAUAAUAAUUGGGGGGUGAAGAUGGAUGUCCGCACUUGUCUAUCAUCAAGUCCGGUUAAGGUUGUAAAGAUAUUGAAGUUUGGUGAAACUUUUGAUGGUGAUGAUGAUGACGAUGAUGAUGAUGAUGAUGAUGAUGAUGAAGAUGUUGGGUCUUGUGAUGAUGUUGCCGAUGUUGUAGAGGAGCAGAUAGAGCAUGUCAAGCACUUCAUAGAGAAAAUGCCGGAUCUUGAACAAGUAAUACUGUACUACGAUACACCAAAUGAUCAAGAUGUGAUGAAAGUAUUCAAGAAACUUCAGAUGCUUCCUCGAGUAGCUUCAGCUAAUUGCAAUGUCCAGAUAAAAUCAAAGAAUCUCAGCUUGACAUCUACUUCGACUAAACGAGGUACUCUUCUUUAGAAGAUUCUUCUUGUGGUUUCUCAGCCAUGGUUAAUGUCUCAGGCUACAAGUUUGCUUAGCUGCAAAAAGAUCUAAACUCAAAUGUCUCAGGCUACAAGUUUGCUUAGCUGCCUUUUGUUCUUCUCUAAUGACUUGAAUAAUGUUUGUUUUUCUCUUUUGACUGAGAAUGUUGGUUAUCUUUUGUUCAGUCUUUCUUCUUCUCUUCCUUGAA